AUGAGCCGGAAGCGCCGCCAUCGCGACGUCUCGCCACCGCGGCUGUGGUCCUGGGACGAGAAGCUCGGAGCGCUGCGAGUCUACCGUGACCGCUUUGGCACGUGCGAGGUUGCGCCAACGUACACGGUACCAUGCGGCAACAGCGACUGGCCGUCGGUGAUGGGCGGGAUGGACCUCGCGCACGCCGUCGAGAGCUUUCGCACGGCGCCGACGCUGCCGCCAUCGACGCUGGACGUGCUUAUUGAGAUGGGCUUUCCGUGGCGACCAGGCGGCGGCGCGUCGCCCUGCGUGACGCACGUCAAGCGCCGCGGCGGGUACCUCCGCGUCGUCGCCUUUGACGACCAGAUCGACGCCCUCGACAUGUACCGCCACCUCUACGGCCGGCGCGCGAUCGCGCCCAUGUUCCUCGUGCCGCACAAGCACGCCAACUGGCCACGAGCCAUGUGGGACGUUGAGCUUGCUCGGGUGCCCGAGAUGCUGGCCAAGCACGCGGUCGAGCUCUCGGACAAGCAGCUCACGCGGCUGCACAGUCUCAUGUUCCUGCGCCAGAUCCCGCCGUGGCCUGCGCUCACGCAGCUCUUGACCGAGUGCGAUCGCGACGUCCCGAUCGACUUUGUCGUACCGUACGGGUGUCGACACGCCGGCACGCCGCUCGGGGACCUCGCGUGGCAACUGCACCGCCGGCAACCGCAGCUGGCACGACACCGCCAGGCGUGGCUCACAACAGCGCACGUCUCGACGUCGUUCGACCGCAUCGACGAGGCGCUGCGACACUACCACACGUCACAUCCUGCCGAGCCAUUGCCAUCGACCAUUGUCGUGCGUCGACGCGGGUGGCCGCCAGCUCUGCGAGGCCUCCGCCUUGGCUACUGGACCAUGCGCUUGCUGGCGAUGCACCGCGCGCUUGUGCUCGAUGCUAGCAUCCUGGCGGCGCUGUCGCCGUUUCUGACGUCGCCGCCGCGGGACCUCUCGGGCGUGGGCAGCGACAUUGACUUGACCAUCAGCGAUCUCGACGACGACCAGAGUGCGACGCAGAGCGAUGGCGAGUUUAGCAUGGGGCCCGCGACUCGACGGCCACAAGCUGUCACGUCCUACGCCGACAACGAGGCGCUUCGCAGCGACGACGAUGCCGAUGAGAUCGCGACAAGUUGUCUGCUGUCGCCAGCCGAGAGUCCUGUGCCUGUCCGGUCGCCCGACGACACGGAAACCUGCUCCGAGGACGACAUGGACAUGGGCUUGGCUUUUGAUGCUGACGAGACAGAAGACGACGAAGCACCGACACCGGCGCCGACGGUCCUUCCGAGCCAUCCACUGCCGUCGACGUCGGUCGUUGCCGCCGAGAAGCAUGUGUCACUAUCGACACCGUCGCUGGUGGAUCAACCGUGGUGGGCCAAGCAGCGUCGACCGCCGCUACCGCUUGCCUUGCGGCCAAAGUCGUUGUCGACACCGACGGCCGCGACCAAGACAUUGGCGACUGGCACCGAUCCUUGUCCAGAGCCUUGGCCUCAUUCGGCGUGCAAGUCAGGUGCCAGUACAACGACGGACACACGCGCACCGGUACCGCGAGCCGUCGUGCCACGGACAGUUGCAUGGAGCAAAGAGUAUGAGAUCGAAGAGCUCGGGAUCGACCCCUCGCUCAAGGUGGGACAACAAGGCAACAGCAUCCCCCCGGCAACACCCUCCCUCGCAGGGCGACAACCGCUGCUACAGGCGCAGGUGACUACUUGCACGCCACUCGCAGCCAAGACACUUUCGGUGGCGUCGCCCUCGCAGCUUCAAGCGACCGUCAAGGAUGAAGCUCCGGCGCAAAUGCUCGCAUUCCCACCGUCGACAACUGCCUCGGUCAAUGCCUCUGCGGGUAUCGUGCUGCGUCAGCACGAGCCCGCGCUUGCCACUCAACACGACCGCCUCGUACCUGAACACACGUCCGGAAAGCCCGUUGGUCCGUGGGCGCCAAAGUCCGAGCCUUCGACACCGCAACCUUCGCUUGUCGGUGAAGUGCUUGCUUCUGCCGUCAUCGCGCCUGCGACUGCCACCGACGACGCGACGAUCAAGCGCGACGUUGCAUCAGACGAGCUGCGAAUGUACUCCAAGUGGGAUCGGCGGCUGUUGGCACUCCAGGUCUACCAUCAGCUGCACGGGCAUGUACUAGUGCCAAGCGAUUUUGUCGUACCGGCGGGCGUCGCCACGUGGCCACCGGCAUUUGCUGGCUUCACGCUCGGUGCUGCCGUCGAGAUGAUUCGGGCGGCGUCCGACCGCUUGCAACCCGUGCACCGGUACCGUCUGGACGUCAUUGGGUUCGUUUGGGACGCCUCAGUUGCUGCCUUGUGGCGAGACGUCCUCCACGUACUCAAGCGCUGGACCCUUCGCCGCACAGGCCGGCAAAUCACCGACGUUGACAUUGUCGAUGCGCCGGCCAGUCUCUCGGGCGGUCCGAUCGGGAGGUACCUCACGCGACUCGACGUCGACGCCGUCUUGUCGUCGCCGGCGUACGCGGCGCCACUGCUCCGACUCCAGUACGACGUCGGCGCUCGGUGGCGCGCCAAGCUUCUCGCGCUACAGACGUACCAGGAACGCUUCUACCACCUUCACGUCCCAGCGUCCUUCCGCGUCCCCAGUUGCCCGCGAUGGGACGCGUCGCUCUGGGAUCUACCGCUCGGCCUCAUUGUCAUGUGGCUGCGGGACAUUGGAGCGGCUGCCAUGGCCCCCGAGAAGGCCACAGCGCUCCACGACCUCGGAUUCGAGUGGGCGUCGGUGGACUUUGAGCUGCUUGCGGACGCUGCGCGCCUCGUGCCGGCGUCGUCCGUGCCACCGUCGUUGGUGCUACCGUCUUCGCCACACGUCCCGGACGAGCUACGGGGCUACCCGCUCGGCCUCGUCGUUGCCAAGCGCCGCGCCUACAUGGAGCGCAUGACGCUGGCGUAUCACGCCUCGGUGUCGCUCUUGGUCGGCCGUCCUGCGGACCCGCGGCCAGAUGAAGUUGUCUUUGACAUGUCGCUCAUCCUCUCGACGCUCAUGCAGUAUGCGAGCUUCCACGGCUCGACGGCGGUGCCGCUGUUGUUUACGCUGCCUGCCGACUCGGACGUGUGGCUCGACGGCGCGCGGGAGAUGCCGCUCGGGUUCUUUGUCGCAUUUCUCCACGACUCGUUUGACGAGCUCGAUGAGCUCGUGCAGAGUCUGCUCCAGGACCACGCCGUCAAAGUCGAAGCAGACGUACUCUCGCCCAACAGCUUCGCUGUCGACGUCAAACCCGCCUACUAA
This is a messenger RNA of Saprolegnia diclina VS20, 3261 nucleotides long. RefSeq lists its product as hypothetical. The coding region runs from base 1 to 3261 and encodes 1086 amino acids. The transcript is spliced from 2 exons. The record is from RefSeq and is a predicted model, not a curated record. Lineage: Eukaryota; Oomycota; Saprolegniomycetes; Saprolegniales; Saprolegniaceae.